This is a messenger RNA of Medicago truncatula (barrel medic), 1193 nucleotides long. RefSeq lists its product as uncharacterized. Gene Ontology annotation, biological process: regulation of DNA-templated transcription; DNA-templated transcription termination. Gene Ontology annotation, cellular component: chloroplast. The transcript is spliced from 7 exons. Bases 48 to 923 code for a protein of 291 amino acids. Gene Ontology annotation, molecular function: RNA binding. NCBI's taxonomy places the organism in Eukaryota, Viridiplantae, Streptophyta, Magnoliopsida, Fabales, Fabaceae. The record is from RefSeq and is a predicted model, not a curated record.
UCAAUCCAAUUAUUAUCACCGUUAUCUAUCUACUCCACACUACAACAAUGGAGGGAGCCUUACUUCCCCUCUCUUCACCUUCAACUUCUUCUUCCAAACUCAACCACCGCUUUUGCUUCCCCUCUUCACUACUAAACAACCACCGUUACUCUCACUUCCCCAAAUUCCUUCCCAAACCCAAAAUUAACACAGUUACUUCAUCACCGUUAUCUCUUAAAUGCUCUCUCCGUGGUUCCACUUUAGCACUCGACAAAGACGAAACUUCUGUCUCAGAAAUAACAGACACCUCUUCAAUUUCUCUGCCUAAACUCGAUAAAACCGGCCGGUUUUGUAGUCCUAGAGCCGCUAGAGAACUUGCUCUGUCUAUAAUUUAUGCUUCGUGUUUGGAGGGAUUGGACCCGGUUCGGUUAUUUGAGAAACGGAUGAAUGAGCGUAGAGAGGUUGGUUAUGAAUUUAACAAGGAGAAACUGUUGGAGUAUAACCACAUGAGUUUCGGAGGGCCACCUGUUAUCGUUGAAACAGAUGAAGAUGCUAAUGAACUUCUAAGGAACAUUCAACUUGAGUCUGCAAUUGAAGAAGAAGUCCUUGCAGCUCCCCCAAAGCUGGUAUAUAGCAGAUUGAUUUUGAGGUUCACUAGGAAACUAUUGGUUGCCGUCAGGGAUAGAUGGGACAGUCAUGUCCCUGUUAUUAACAAAGUUAUCCCACCAAAUUGGCAGGAAGAACCAGCAGGGAAGAUUUUAGAGCUUUCUAUUCUUCACUUGGCAAUGUCUGAAAUAGCCGUGCUAGACACCAGACACCAAAUUGUCAUUAACGAGGCGGUGGAUCUGGCUAAACGGUUCUGUGAUGGAGCAGCCCCUCGUAUCAUUAACGGCUGUCUACGCACAUUUUACCGAGAUCUGGAGGCAUCAAAUAAUAGGGUUUAGUUGAUCUACAUUAUCUGUAUGCUUAUUGCUUUAGAUUGUUGAGAAUAUUGACGUGGAUUUGAGGAAUAUCACCUAUGCUGGUCUGAUAAGUUAGAGAUAUGUUGAACCAUUACUAUAGGUUGGUGCAACUGGCAAGAUCAUAAGUAGGAGUUAUGUUUGAAAGUGGUUGAUAAACUUUAGUCUUUAGAUGAUUUCCCACAAGUUUAUUACGGUAUGCACAAGUAGUGAAUAUGAGCAUUGUUUUCAAAAUUCAAGGUCUAUCCAACUAUA